UUCUGAUAAGCGAUGUUGUUAGCCAUGACUCUGCACUGGAUCACCGCAUGCCUCUGGUUAACAAGAUCAAAUUUCACAGCCACCAGCGGAUUCACGUAGGUUGGCUAGGAGAGAACACAACACGAGUUCGUUGAGACGUGAGGUUUACUGUGAAAAAGCAGAAUGCACCUUGAAGGUGUGCUGUACCUGGGCCAGCCUGCCGUAGUACGGGAAAUACGAGAGGUCGAAGCUUCCAUUAACGGGGUAGUACUCAUAGCCGCGAACGUUAUCUUGACCCUCCUGCAAACACACACGCACUUCUCAUUAGGCUUAUCAGUGCUAUCAGUGUUUAACAUCCAUCGGAGCACUAAUAUGGUCCACACUCACCAGCACCGUGCAGUUCACGUAUGGUGCACUUCCUGUUCCGUUGUUGGGCAGGAAAUGGAUGAUCUGAGAACAAUAAUGAGUUUCUCAGAUGCACUGUAAAAGCAGCCUUUGGAUUAUUUCUAUUUGUUUUUACCUUACCCUGUUCAUCUUGAUGAUCACACAUGGCUGGGCAGUGUUGUACCCGAACGUGGGGUCACUAAUACCGGAGCAGUUACCCAGUGUGCUUUGGUAGAAAGGACAGGACCACUUUGUAUGUUUCGGAGCGUUGAACGUAUUUUGGAUGAAAUACUUGCCAGUACUACAGUUGUAAUUAUUGCAGUGUGUCUGUUUGGUAUCAUUGUACGCUGCAUUAAAGGGAGGGGGGAGAAAAAAUGAUUUGUUGAAACGUCGUGUUCAUAUUUGGAGUUUGGCUAUGAAGACUAGAUACGUACGUUCAAGGAAGUCCUUAAGAAUAUUGGACAUCUUCAUCCAGUUUUUCUUAUCCGACAUGUUGUAGUUGAUCUCCAGCACUUCAUCGUUGUACGUGUCCGGCCAAGCCAUUACGCCUAUAAAAAAUAGUAUGGGACAGUGAGAGCUGUGUUCGUAUUUUCUUGUACAUUAUAUUUUACAGUGAAAGAGCUUUAAGGGUUCGUUAACCUGGCGAUUUUAAUCGAUCCUGGUAGUCCGGGGUGUACGGGUUCAGUGUGUACAUGAGUACGUAGAUGGCCAGAGAAAACAAGGCUGUCAUCACCACGUAGAAUGCUACGUAAUACAAGCUGAUGUACACUGAAAUAAAGAGUAAGUAAAAAGUAAAACGCCCGAUUUUGCUUCUUUUUAAUGGCAACAAUUAUUGAGCAGUGUGAAGUUCCUGAUAUCCAUCUGCAAAUAAUCGCUUAUCUUUCUGCCUUAUCUCUCGGCAACACGCACUAGAAAGCCGUGACUCCCUUUACCAAAAACAAACACACCGCCAUUCACUUCACACAAAAUGACCGUGACAAAGUCAGAAGAAGGUCAUGUGUCCUUGAGUAAAUUCACGACACAAAAUUCAAGACGAAAUACAGCCUCGAUUAUUUAGCUAAGGACCACGCUGGCGUUCUGCUGUUCUCUGGAAGCACAGUUAGAGCUGAGCUUUUUAAUUCAUAAAUGGUUUAAAACUGACUUGAGGUCAGCAGUAACAGUAAAAGUCGGGGUUUUUUUUAAGUAUCUUUGGUUUGCGUUUUCUUUCAUUUAACACUUUUUGACUAGACUAGAAGGAAAAUCUCUACUUUCUACAUCACUACAUUUCUCUAAUAUUGUGGUCUGAGGCACAAGACCCUUAUUUUCCCCCUCUGUAAUGACGAGAUCUACAAGCUCCAGGACCUAAAUUCUUAACUAUCUAAACUUUACAGCAGCAAAAAUUGAACUUAAUACCCACGAUAUAUGAUGAUACAUCAUUAGCUUAUUUUACCUGGUGAAAGGGGCAACAGUUUACCAUCAGAAUUGAGGCAAAAAAUCGUUUUCUUUUUUUGGACCUUUCCUACAAGUUUUUACUUAUUUGAAGCUGUUCUUUACAAACGUCUACUAUUCAUUACAGAUGAUUAACUGCAAUUGUAAACAUUUUACAGGACUUACCCCAUUUUUCUGGUGUUCUACCCAUAAAUUUCCCUUCAUCAGAAUUCCAAACAAAAUGGCCAAAAUCUUCACACCUUUGGCCACAGGUUCUCUUUUCCUUCAGCGCAGCCAUUGUAGAGGACUUUUCUGGGAGCUACUAGUUUGUAAAAAUAAAAAUCUUUCCGAAUUAAUCUCCUCUGAGGGGGUUUCUUUUGGUGUCUUGUGUUUGUGAGGGCACAACAGUUGUGCACGACUUUUUUAUAUACAUGGUGAUAAGCACACAAUUAACAUGCAUAACUCUGGGCAGGACUAACCUCUCACAGGUUCUCUCAUUCACCCAGUAAUGGAAAUGUGCAGAGAUUCGUUGUGGUCACCUUGAAGCCUUGGAUAAGGCCGUAAGGUCUCAGCUUGAGUUUGAGUAAGGUCUUGGUCCCUUAUCAAACAGUGGGAACAAUUCAGAGAUAAACUGUUUGGUUUUAGAGUUAACAUUGACCACUGGAAGCAAAUGCUAAGAUGUUUUCAGCGAGUGUUAUUCAACACCAUUAAACACUUAUCACAGUAUCUGGCCUGAGACUGAUGGGAAGAAGCUUACAUACAAGUAUGUUCAGAUCUCCUGAGAUUAUAUACUACAGGGGUCAAGUGUACCUCAUAAAGGCCAGAUAUUGCUAAUGUCAAAGCAAGACAGAGUGAUCUACUUGACCUCACCAAGCCGUCAUUUGUCUAUUUUUAAGUAUUAAAGUGAAUUAACACUUUUUUUUGUUUGUUUGUUUGGAAGUUGAGUCCUUAAGGGUUAACAUGGGGAAGGUAUUAUGGAGUUAGGAGAUAAGGGCUUUAUGAAAGGUGAUGAGACAGGCAGAUCUGGGUGUGCAAGUGUCUGUGCCAUAGGGCUUAGACUUUCAUGCUACUGUCUAGCCAAAGCCCCAAGCUGGAUUCCACGAACACUUUCUCUGCCUGAAUCCUUCCAGACGCAAUUCUCUAGGAUCCUGAGUCCCCUGGAUUUUGAUGUCUGGUUAUCCAAUCUACUUCCCUUUGUCUCCUUCAUUGGCAUUCUGUCUAUUUGGAGAGAAGCACUCAAACCCUGAACCAGAGUAGUUGUUCUUCUGCACGAUUAAUUUUCAUCUAAUCAAGUCCGGCCGUUGAUUUGACACCAUGGAUAUUGGUGGUCUUACAACAGUGGUAGCCAACUCGGCAUACAUCUCCGCUCGUGGAAGCUUCGAUGGCUCGGCAAACCCCGCAGCAAAUCGGGACAAGAAGUACCAUGCCAAGCUGAAACUGCCUCACAUCACAGUAUGUGAAGGCCUCAGGGAGACACUGGACCUCCAGUUCAACAACAUUUGUGUCGAGCAACCCAUCGGCAAGCGCCUGUUCCAGGAAUACCUAGAAACAACUAACGAGUACAAAGGUCCCUCUCGCCUGUGGAAGGAUGUGGAGGAAUAUGACACUGCUGAGGACAAGGACCGUGUCAGUAAGGCUGCCAAGAUCCUUCAGCGCUACAUGGACCCUGCAGCCAAGUACUUCUGUCCCUUUCUGCCUGAAAACGACAUCACCAAGGUGAAAGAGCGGCAUGAGAACGCUUCCAAUGACUUAUUUGUUGACAUUCUAGCCUGCGUUCUCGAUUUCCUUAGGGAGGUCCCAUAUACCUUCUACCUGGAGACCAUGUACUUCAAGAGGUUUCUGCAAUGGAAGUGGCUGGAGAUGCAGCCCAUGGGUGAGGACUGGUUCCUGGACUUCCGCGUGCUUGGUAAGGGCGGCUUUGGCGAGGUGUUCGCCUGCCAGAUGAGGGCCACAGGGAAGAUGUAUGCUUGCAAGAAGUUGAAUAAAAAAAGGCUUAAGAAGAGGAAAGGUUAUGAGGGCGCCAUGGUGGAGAAAAGGAUUCUGGCUCGUGUUCAUAGUAGAUUCAUUGUUUCCCUGGCCUACGCUUUCCAGACCAAAACAGAACUUUGUCUGGUCAUGACCAUCAUGAAUGGAGGAGACCUGAGGUACCACAUUUAUAAUGUAGAUGAGAAUAAUCCAGGCUUUGAUGAGCCCAGGGCAUGUUAUUAUGCAGCACAGAUCAUUCAAGGGUUGGAGCACCUUCAUAAGAAGAGAAUCAUCUACAGAGACCUGAAGCCAGAAAAUGUUCUUCUUGACAAUGAAGGUAACGUGCGUAUCUCUGACCUUGGCUUGGCUGUGGAGCUAGCAGACGACCAGGAGAAGACGAAAGGCUAUGCUGGGACUCCGGGAUUCAUGGCCCCUGAGCUGCUGAAAGGAGACGAGUAUGACUACUCUGUAGACUAUUUUACUCUUGGAGUCACUCUCUACGAGUUCAUUGCUGCCAAAGGCCCCUUCAGGUCUCGAGGGGAGAAGGUGGAGAACAAAGAGGUGAAGAAGCGCAUCCUGAAUGAUCCAGUAACCUACACGGAGAAGUUCAGUGAGAAUGCAAAGUCCAUAUGUGAAGCCUUGCUAGCCAAGGAAGUGGACAAGAGGAUGGGCUUCAAGAAUGGGUCUUGCGAUGAGUUGCGUGCGCACCCUUUCUUCAGCAACCUCAACUGGAGGAAGUUGGAUGCAGGGAUUCUGCCACCUCCAUUUGUCCCUGAUUCGAAGACUGUGUAUGCCAAGGACCUUGAUGAUGUGGGUGCUUUCUCCACUGUGAAAGGAAUCAACCUGGAAGACGUGGAUAAGGAGUUUUUUGAUGAGUUCGCCUCUGGAAAUAUCUCCAUACCCUGGCAGGAGGAGAUGAUUGAGACAGGAAUCUUUGGCGAGCUGAAUGUGUGGGGUCGCGGAGGCACGUUGCCCAAUGAUCUGCGGCGCGAGUCUAUCUUGGAGCAGCCUCCCAAGUCUUCCACUUGUACCAUUUCAUAAACGCUUACUAUAAAAAGAGAACAUUUUACCCCUCUCCUUAUUGCUCUCUGAUUGGGAUGAUGCAUGGACAUGAAGAGGUUCAGGAAUGACCAGCAGGAUGAAGUUAUUUUAUGUUAUCAUGUAACAAAUGGACUACAGAGCAGCUGUAAUUUGUUGAUACAAGCUUUGAAAGAAAUGAAUUAGUGGUUCGCAUUAAUGAGUAACUCUAAUACCAUAGUGCUGUUAAAUUUUCGAUUCUGUUUGGCCAAAAGGUUUCAGAUCUCAGGUUCUAUUUCAGCCCUCACCAGGGGCAUUGUCUAACCCCGGGAUAUCCUCAUGUACACAUGCUCACACAUACCGUCAACAAGUAAUGAAGUAUUUACAUGUUCUACUCAAUGUAUUUUCUUCAGAAAAUGAAGGCGGCUUCUGUCCUAUUCCAGGCCGAUUGGUUCUUGAAAGUCCUCUCUUUUUGCCUGGUCAAGUAGCCAAAAGACUGGUCAGGAGAUUUUGCAUCACAGUCAUCAUAGCAAUACUCUUGUCAGCAAUAUGCUACUGUACAUGGAACCCAGUUUCUGUUGAGGAUGUUGUAGUUGCUGACUGCAGCCAUAGCUCUGAUUCUCUUGGGUUUGUUGGAACUGAGGAGUUGCCAGACAUGGCUGAAUCCCAGGCUCAAUUUAAAAAAAGACAUAUUCUCAUAUCAGCAAACAGAGCACAGAAUCUGACCCUGUAAAAAUGUGAAGAAAAUUCAUAUACCGGGAUCAUGUUCUCUAUUGGAAUGAGAUGGUCACCACGCAUGCCUCCUUUGCCGUAUUGGGAGGAGGGAUAUGAACCCUUAAUAUGAGGUCAGAAAACAUUAACCUGCUGACUCUUGCAGCCUGAGGCAACACAUAUACCCAAGACAGUGGUGCCAGCACCCAGAGGUGGUAUAGCAGAUCUGGGGAAAUUUGGACUGAGAUAGGAGUGGAAAAGUUCUCUAGGAUACAUGACAAAUUGCACUACCUCUGUUGCUGAUCUGAUUCUGCCCAGGCUUAAGCAGUCAACCCACACAGUUCUGCUCAGAGCACCACAAUGACCAAUGAAACCAUGGUUCUCAUACUAGUGAUUGGGACACUCCCUGCACAGGCAGACCUUUUGUCUAAGAUAUUGCCAGGUCAGCUAUGUCUGUGGGCUAGAGCCUUGGCUUUUAUACAUCGCAGGUAGAAACCUUUCCAAAAAUGCUGUUUGUCUGCUGCUCAAUGCUACAGAAUGAAUCGGUUCCUCACUAUAUUGACGCAGAGGAUAUUCAGACGUUAGACACCAUGCCUGGCAGUUAGAAGGGGUGAUUCACGAUUCUGUGGUCACCCAACAGGCACUCUCAGACCUAUGGACUCGAGAUGAAUGUGUUUAUAGCAAGUAUUACGUCACUGUCAAUGUUAUGUUUAUUAUUGCACCUUUUCUAAUACAUUCUCAUUCAAAGGGACGUUUAUGGCUGACCCACAACAUAAUCUAAUACUAAUAAUAAACUAAUUGAAUCACUGUGUUGCUAUACACCAAGGAAAACCAUAAUUGUUGAUCUGUCAGUUUUGAUCUGUUGAAGGGAUCUGUUUUGUUUGGGGUUGUUAAUUUAAAGAGUGAGAAAAAAUGGCUUGUGUGGGAAAAACCACUCUAUUUAUAGCUGCUCUAAUUUAAUGAUAACAGGAAUGAACUUCCUCUUCGCUCACAGCAAGUUAAGUUUAACUCUAAACUGUUAAAGAACUGACAUGUCACUUGUUAAUACGUUAAAAAGUGUAAUUCGUGUCAUUCUGGGCAAAUUGCUGUGGUAUGGGAGGAAUAAACCGCUUCAGGAUGUACUGUUAUAUGAGGUGAUGUGGCCCGAUUUGAAGAAGUUCCCAGAAGUUGAUUAUUUUCCUAACAGCGCACACUGUCAUGUUUAACUAGCUUCAUCUCCUCAUUGAAAGGUCCCACAGUGUGGAUUGUCAUUACAUUGCUGUAUUUUCUGUGUUUAUUAUGACUAUCUUAAUUUGCAUAUUGUACUGAAGCUGAUGAGGAUAUGAAGGAUUAUUAAUAAACCUUAGUCUGAUUAAUUUCAUCUCUUGCAAUAAUUCACCAUACACCAUACAUCUGUAAGACUAUUUAAUCCAGCAGAAAGAAAAUCAUGUGUGAGGAAUAAUAAUAAUAAUAAUAAAAGAGGUGCUGAAGACUUUACAGGAAAUGCUUGUGCUUUUCAUAGAGUUUGUAUUAUGGUUUGCUGAGUAAUCAUGCCCAGAUAUGCUUAUUUCAGCCAUCUUAGACCACCUUUUUGUGUAAAAAGCUGUGAGUGAACGUUGAUUGUGCAAACAAUAUCAUGAAUAAUGAUUUUUUGAAUUAUGCAAUAGGUAUCACAUCUAUACAAAUAAAUA
Molecule: messenger RNA, 7133 nt
Organism: Hemibagrus wyckioides
Lineage: Eukaryota; Metazoa; Chordata; Actinopteri; Siluriformes; Bagridae
Gene: grk1a
Product: G protein-coupled receptor kinase 1 a
Exons: 7
Coding region: 3085-4776 (563 amino acids)
Biological process (GO): protein phosphorylation; regulation of opsin-mediated signaling pathway; visual perception
Cellular component (GO): cytoplasm
Molecular function (GO): rhodopsin kinase activity; ATP binding
Source: RefSeq, a predicted model, not a curated record